This is a messenger RNA of Diachasma alloeum, 1221 nucleotides long. RefSeq names its product glutamic acid-rich protein. Bases 93 to 989 code for a protein of 298 amino acids. The transcript has 2 exons. NCBI's taxonomy places the organism in Eukaryota, Metazoa, Arthropoda, Insecta, Hymenoptera, Braconidae. The record is from RefSeq and is a predicted model, not a curated record.
GCAAGUUAAGGCCACGUCUUGUACCACGAUAACAAUCAGGUGGAAUACAAAUCCAGACAUCCUCGUCAUUAUCAUCGAUCGAUUGUAAUACGAUGGCUGACGCACGUGCCCAGUUUCCUUUUUUCCAUCCUGCAAAUCAUAAGACCCGCCAACAAUAUUGGUGUGGUGCAACAGAGAUCAUUUUUAGUUUAUAUAGCGUGUCAUUUCGCAGGAAUUUGUUUCCGACACUCCUCAAAAUAAUUGAAGAUGGGGCACUUUUUAACACUACGAUGAUGAGAAUAAUCAUGACAAGGCACUAUGCACGACAGGAGCAAAUUGCAGUCCAUCUUCCACUCUUUCAAAAUGAAUUAAAAGAGACACCUCCAGUUAUAGUUGCGAGAGAAUUAAUGUGGCACAUACGUACGUGCUCAUGCUGUUCACAACUAAAGAAUAUGACAGUACAAACAUUUGGAUUCGGGAAUGGGAUUGUUGACAAAAGACGCAAUGGGUUCAAACUUCAACUGAAAAACAAUGUAUCUAUACUACAACAGCUACCAAUUUUGAAAACAGACAUAAGCAAAGCUGAACGACGUAAAAUCGAUAAAUACAUCGCAUACUUGUGCGAGAAGAAGCCUUUCACGCAGCACGUUCUGGAGCCAGUACCUGCUGAUAAAUUAUACGUAAUCGAUUGCCCUAUGGAGGCAGAAAUGAUUGACAGGGAAGUCGACAAAGAUAAUAUCCUCGACUUUCUUAGUUAUUCAGAAAAAAAAAAAUCGAAGAGUGAAGAGUCCGAAGAGGAUGACGAGGCGUCCGAAGAGGAAGAUGAGGAGUCCGGAGGAGAAGAUGAUGAUGAGUCCGAAGAGGAAGAUGAGGGGUCCGAAGAAGAAGAUGAGGAGUCCGGAGGAGAAGAUGGUGAUGAGUCCGAAGAGGAAAAUGAGGAGUCCAGAGAAAAGGAUGAUGAUGAGGAGAAUACGGUACCGGAAUAUUCUGAGGAUUCGGAUGACGACUAAUAUGCCGACCACAACAUCCUGCGAUUUCCGAGAAAUCAGGAGUACUAUAGAUACGACGGCAAGGCCGGCGUACGCAUCACUCCAGUGAUCAACAGACAUCUUCUUUUUAUAAAUGUAUGUUCUUAUAUUUACCUGAGUGUUUACUAUUAUGUUUAAUCCUCUACUCUCUAGCAUAUGUGUAAAUAGAUAUUGAGAUCAACACAUCCUAGUAUCCCGAGAAAUGAGGGUGAGG